Molecule: messenger RNA, 1416 nt
Organism: Marchantia polymorpha subsp. ruderalis
Lineage: Eukaryota; Viridiplantae; Streptophyta; Marchantiopsida; Marchantiales; Marchantiaceae
Source: the annotation of a GenBank genome assembly
GAUGCGCGGGCGGGACUGGUUGCGUCCGCUCUCGUCGUGUUCGUGUCUGUCCGUCUGGCUUGUGACAGUGGUGACAGAUUUGCCUCGCUAUUGGAGCGCGACCGCCUCCGGUCGUACGAAUUAUAUUGAUUAUUAGGGCAGAUUCGCGGCCUCUGGCCGCUUCGAGCAGAGCACAGAAGCACUCUGCUGGCAAGCGAGCACGAUUACGGGCAGGUCCAUGAUUGAAUAAGCGGCAGUCCUCUGCUCGAUCUCAAGGCCAAGAUCAAGGCCUCGCUCGCGCUCAAUCUUGACUGCCGAGGAUAGAUGGAGCAGCCGAAACAGCAAGAAGGCAGUGCGGUGGUCCGCGCUACUAAGAAUUCCGAGGAUGUGAGAGGUAGCGUCGACAACACCUUCAGGCGAAAGUGGAAUAGAGAGGAGUACCUCGAGCGCGUGCGUGAGGCGGAACAGCGGGAGUUGGAUGAAGAGAGAUAUGGACCAAAAGCAAGAGGUCCUCCUGUACAAAGAAAACCUCUCAAGCAUCGAGAUUAUGAGGUCGAUCUUACUUCCCGUUUGGGAAAGACUCAGGUGGUCACUCAGGUUGCCCCUUUAAGCCAACAGGCAGGUUACUUUUGCAGCGUUUGUGAAUGUGUGGUUAAGGAUUCUGCGAACUACUUGGAUCAUAUCAAUGGCAAAAAACAUCAAAGGGCUCUGGGUAUGUCCAUGCGAGUGGAGAGGGCCACUUUGCAGCAGGUUCAAGACCGUUUUGACGUUCUGAAAAGGAAGAAAGAUACCACAGGGUUCACUGAACAAGAUUUGGACAUGAGGGUACUUAAGCAACAGCAAGAAGAAGAGGAAAGGAAGAAGCAACGCAGGGAAAAGAAAAAGGAGAAGAAGAAAGAGAAACCAUCUGGAGAUGAUGGCACUGAAGACUUUGAUGCCGAAAUGGCUGCGACCAUGGGUUUUGGUGGUUUCGGCUCGUCUAAGAAAUGAAUCGGGUUUUCACAAAUUUUGUAAAUAUGCCAAAUUGGUAUUUUGGUCUGAUUAUUGAGCGCCACGAUAGGUCUUUUUAGUGGCAGGGGUGCUCGAGUAGUUAUUUGAAUUAGUAUCUUCUGCAUCCCGUAGCCAUCACUGUAAAUUUAGGCAGCGAUCGGUCUCAACCAGGUCAGCUGGGAGGAUUCAGAAGAAUGUCAGUUGUACUUUAAAUUUAGUUGGCCACGCAAUUAUGAUGCCGAUCCACCUUGUCCACCUGUAGUUGGAAACCAUUAAAUAUUUGUAAUGUUCCUGAGGCUCAUGGUCCUGAUGAUUCCUGUGAACCAUUUUGGUUACUCUCUCUCAGUGAGGUAAGAAUCGUAUGACUUCUUUUGUGUGCUGAACCAAGUCAUCUUUCUCGGACGUCUUUUGUAAUUUAUUUCCGUGAAGAGAUACGUUUUGACAGAU